CAUUGAAAAUUACAAAAUUAAAUAGGGGAAGAAGUACUGGACUUGUCACCCUAAAUUCCUAGUCACUCUGAACGGCCAUUUUUGUCUCUGUUUUGCGAGUUUCCUUUUGAGAAGAAACGGCCCAGAACCUAAAAAGUAGUAUAAAGUCGCACCCUCCGGUGAAUGAUCCUCUUCCCUGUCUUUAUUUUUUGCCCCGAUAUUCCCACCGACAUUAAAAACCUCGCGAUGGACCCUCCUCCUCCUCCUCCAUGCCAGUUCCGGAAUUGGCUGGAACUUCCCCGGGACGUGACGGCGUCGAUCCUUCUGCGGCUCGGCGCCGUCGAGAUCCUGACUUGCGCGCAGAAGGUUUGCUUGCUCUGGCGCAACCUCUGCAAGGACCUGUCCAUGUGGCGUAAAAUCGACAUGCGCAACCUCGGCGACCUCUGGGAUAUGCCCUACGACCUCGAGACGAUGUGCCGUCACGCCGUCGAUCGUAGCUGCGGCCAGUUGGUCGAUAUCAACGUCGAGUACUUUGACACGGACGAGCUUCUCCACUACAUUGCCGAGAGUUCAAGUCAGGUCAAACGUCUUCGACUCGUAUGUUGCUAUAACAUUUCAGUAGAGGGAUUGAGUGAAGUGGCUGCAAAACUUCCAUUGUUGGAGGACCUUGAGAUUUCAUACGGUCCGUUGUCAAAAGAACCACUGGAAGCUGUGGGCCGUUGUUGUCCUCUCUUGAAGUCACUCAAAUUCAACAGCCAGGGCUACAGAAGACCUCGCAUUGAGUGUGAUGAGGAGGCAAUUGCUAUUGCGGAGAAUAUGACUGAAUUACGCCACCUCCAGCUUUUUGGAAAUAAGCUGACUAAUGAUGGCUUGAAGGCAGUACUUGAUGGUUGUCAUCACCUUGAGUCGCUUGACCUACGACAAUGCUUCAAUGUGACUCUAACUGGGAAUUUGGGAAGAAGAUGUACCGAGCGGAUUAAAUACUUGCGAUCUCCCUGUGAUUCCACCAAUGACUAUGAAUUCGAUGCUGAACUUCAUGAUACCGGAUCUUUUGAUGAUGACUAUCCUUCUGGGUUCUCGGACAUUGAUUACUUUUCUGAUGACUAUGGGCAUUAUGAAUUCUCCAGCGACAGCGAUGACCCCGACUAUGGUGAUUUUGAUGACUACCGAGAAUUUUACAUGUAUUAGCCUUUUGUGGGUGCAAGUAAAAUGACUUUACCAAUAUUUUGAAAUGUUUUGUCUCAGUAUUAGUAGGGUUAUAACUGAGUCGAGUAGGAACGAGUUAUGCCUAGUCAAGUUUGACUUGAUUAUGUUCGAAUCAAACUUGAAAAACUCUCCUUUUUUGGGUCGAAA
Carya illinoinensis is the source of this 1332-nucleotide messenger RNA. Its product is annotated as F-box protein SKIP19-like. NCBI's taxonomy places the organism in Eukaryota, Viridiplantae, Streptophyta, Magnoliopsida, Fagales, Juglandaceae. The transcript has 2 exons. Bases 163 to 1167 code for a protein of 334 amino acids. Gene Ontology annotation, molecular function: protein binding. The record is from RefSeq and is a predicted model, not a curated record.